Mesorhabditis belari is the source of this 1764-nucleotide messenger RNA. Lineage: Eukaryota; Metazoa; Nematoda; Chromadorea; Rhabditida; Rhabditidae. The record is from the annotation of a GenBank genome assembly.
AUGAAGUUGCGUCUCACUUUUCUAUUUCUAUUUUCUCUAAACUUGGUGGAUUCAAAAUGCGGAGAUUAUACAACAUGUGGGACUUGUGCAGGAGUAAAACAGGGAUUAACAAGUUGCCUCUGGUGUGUGGAUGCUGGUGCUUGUGUGCAGACGACUCAGGCCGGUUGUGGGAAAGCAGAUCAAAUUAAAUACGCAUACGAUUGUCCACAAAAUCCUCGACCGGGCUACGAAUACAACGAGACUCUCGCUCGGGGAUUGGGCAUUGUCGCUGUUGCGGCAGCUAAUAGUGACAACGAGGCACAAAUCCAAGACUGUCUCUCAAAAGUCUCGACAAAUGUUUUCAAACAGUACACGAAAGUUUGCGAUAGUAAAGGAAACACUUGUUCCGGCUUUUUAGCCUACAGCGCUUUAGAGAAUCUUAUUGUGAUGUCGAUGAGAGGAAGUCGGGAAACUGAUCAGUUCUUGGAAGAAGGAGUUGAUUUUGUGUUUAAUAAGCUGACCACAAUGCCGACUGUUGGCGGGAAAGUUGACUCAUACUUCUACGAUGCAUGGAAUGCAAUCUUCGGAAUGGGCAUGGAAACUGAUCUCAAAGCGCUUGUUUUAACGUAUCCAAAUGCUGGACUUUUAUGCGUCGGUCACUCGUUGGGCGGCUCAAUGGCUUCAAUCGCAGCAGCUUACUCUGUCAAAAAGGGGUAUUUCGCACCGGAAAAGGUUCGUUUGAUCACUUAUGGAGAGCCGAGAACAGGAGAUAUGACUUAUGCAAUGAAUCACGAUGAAUCAGUUUGGCACACCUAUCGACUCGUCAACAAUCUUGAUCCAAUCCCACAUAUGCCAGCGAAAUUUGUUGAUAAUCUCUUCGACAAUCCGUUUCAUCAUCGAUUUGAGGUCUGGUAUCAAGACGGUAUGCAAGAGAAUGCUCCUUAUCAAUUGUGUCAACGAGCCGAUGAUGAUGCUUGCUCUAAUAGUGUUGGAGCGAAACAAAACAUUGCUGAUCAUCAGACAUAUUUCGAACGGGAUCUCGCUGAUUGGUACAAGACGGGAUUGCCAAAUGAGGCGCGAACGAUCGAAAGAGCUUUCAACUCGUACCAUCGAAGCACUUGUAUUCGAUUUCAGCCACGAGAUCAAGAGACUGACUAUUUGAAUAUUGUUAAAGGAUAUGGCUGUUAUUCCCAAGUUGGUCGAACUGGCGGGAAACAAGAGAUCUCACUUGGACGCGGUUGUCUCUUUCACGAGAUAAUUGUUCACGAAUUGAUGCAUUCUGUCGGCUUUUGGCAUGAGCACUCGAGAGCGGAUCGGGAUGAUCACAUCAGAAUCGUUUGGGAGAACAUUCUACCCGGAAUGAAAUCACAAUUUGACAAAGUAGCCGCUUCACUCCAAGAUCUACAAGGAGAAAAAUACGAUUAUUUGUCAAUAAUGCAUUAUGAUUCGACGGCUUUCUCGAGGAAUGGAAAGAACACAAUUGAAACUGUUGAAGAAGGGUUCACGGAGUUGAUCGGAUCGGCGAAUGACUUGUCGAAGAAUGAUAUCAUUAAGAUCAAUAAACUGUACGAGUGUGAGGCGCCGACGCAAAGUCGAAAAGCGCAGAAAACUGUUGUGAAGCCGCCGAUCCGAGGGAGAAUACGACCGAAAAUUGAUGUGGUUGAGAAUGGGAGUGAAAAGUGCAUCGAUCACUUCGUCGAUUGUCCCCAUUUCUCUCAAUACUGCAAGCGAGCCUCGUUCUUCUUUGUGAUGAAAUCGUAUUGCCCGUUCACUUGUAAUCAUUGU